AUGUGGGCAGGCCGAGUUAUUGUACCAUGUAGCCGAGUAAGGGGAAUACUUGGCUCCCCCGCCCGCGGGGUGAAUGGCUGUAGUUCUACUCCUUUUCUACAGCCGAAUCGCCGCAGGUUCCUGCUAGAUGCUACCCCGGCUCUCCAGUAUCGAUCGAACGCGACGACAACCAUCAAUGGCAGUGAAUACCCGACUGAUUCCUGGUUCAACGUGCCGCGAAACGUCAUUGAAAAGGUCCCUCGCCGACUCCACCUGCAAAAAGAUCACCCCAUAUAUAUAACCCGACAGAUCGUCGAGUCUGUCUUCCCGGCGCCGACGUACAAGCACCACAACGAUUUCAGUCCCGUCGUUUCCACGCUCCAGAAUUUUGACUCGCUGGGUUUCCCGAAAGACCACCCGGGCCGGUCAAAGUCGGACACGUACUACGUAAACAGCGAGACCCUGCUACGGACGCACACGAGUGCGCACCAGGCAGACGUGUUUCGGCAGAAUGUCAGCGACGGCUACCUGAUCAGCGCUGACGUCUAUCGUCGCGACGAAAUCGACCGGAGUCACUACCCCAUAUUUCAUCAGAUGGAGGGUGCGCGGUCGUGGGACCGCGCCAAGGCGUCGGAUGGGGACGUCGCAGCGGCUAUAUGGUCGGACGUACAUAAACUACCGAGCCACAACGUCGAGGUCCAGGAUCCCAACCCCCCCUCUCACGACCAGAGAAACCCCCGCCAGGCGGAUCAUCACUCCGUAGCCGAGGCUGAGGCCAUCGCCGCCCACCUAAAAAGGUCGCUCGAGCUUGCGGUCGUCGAGAUCUUCACCCGCGCCAAAGCGGCCGCUGUGAAGGCCGACCCCAACUUCGUAGACGAACCUCUGCAGGUACGGUGGGUUGAGGCUUAUUUUCCCUUUACUAGCCCUUCCUGGGAGCUCGAGGUCUACUACGGCGGCGACUGGCUGGAGGUGCUGGGCUGCGGCGUGGUUAAGCAGGACAUCUACAUCAACGCAGGCGUGCCAAACCAGCUGGGCUGGGCCUUCGGUCUCGGCCUCGACCGGAUCGCCAUGCUACUAUUUCAGAUCCCGGAUAUCCGCCUCUUCUGGUCGCAGGACGAUCGCUUUUUGAACCAGUUCAAGGGAGUGUCGGACAACCUGAGCUCACUUAAGCGUUUCGUGCCCUUCUCUAAAUACCCGGUUUGCCUAAAAGACACGUCGUUCUGGUUAGGGUCGUCGUCCGCAGCGGGGGGCAAUACUAAAGCGAACGUGCACGACUUCCACGAGAACGACGUGAUGGAGAUUGUGCGCAGCGUGGCCGGGGACGUCGUCGAGGACGUCAGGCUAGUAGACGAGUUCACCCAUCCCAAGACCGGAAGGCGAAGCAUGUGCUACCGAAUCAACUACCGGAGCCUCGAACGGACCUUGACGAAUGUAGAAACCAACGACCUGCACAACGAGGUCAACAGAGUCCUGGUGGAGAAACUCGGCGUCGAGAUCCGGUGA
Durotheca rogersii is the source of this 1482-nucleotide messenger RNA. RefSeq names its product phenylalanyl-tRNA synthetase. Gene Ontology annotation, molecular function: ATP binding; tRNA binding; phenylalanine-tRNA ligase activity. The coding region runs from base 1 to 1482 and encodes 493 amino acids. The record is from RefSeq and is a predicted model, not a curated record. The transcript has 2 exons. NCBI's taxonomy places the organism in Eukaryota, Fungi, Ascomycota, Sordariomycetes, Xylariales, Xylariaceae. Gene Ontology annotation, cellular component: mitochondrion; cytoplasm. Gene Ontology annotation, biological process: phenylalanyl-tRNA aminoacylation.